This is a messenger RNA of Tribolium castaneum (red flour beetle), 1217 nucleotides long. RefSeq names its product testis-specific serine/threonine-protein kinase 4. The transcript has 5 exons. The record is from RefSeq and is a predicted model, not a curated record. Gene Ontology annotation, cellular component: cytoplasm. Lineage: Eukaryota; Metazoa; Arthropoda; Insecta; Coleoptera; Tenebrionidae. Gene Ontology annotation, molecular function: protein serine/threonine kinase activity; ATP binding. The coding region runs from base 123 to 1103 and encodes 326 amino acids. Gene Ontology annotation, biological process: intracellular signal transduction; protein phosphorylation.
ACACUUCGGAAUUUUGUUUUUGUUGACACGACUCCUGUCACUAUAUCCGUGUCAUUCAAAAUUUCAGUGAAAAUGAAAUAAACCAUUGUAGCUUAUAGUGACAUGAUUUGGUCUUACAAGUUAUGUCUACUCCCCAAAAAACCAACAGUCCAGUAAUCACCACUCAAGUGGUAACAGGCCAGCCGAUAAUCAAAGAGGGCAAAAAGCAAACCGUUCUUGAGUCUCAUGGCUACAUUCUGGGCAAAACGAUCGGCUCCGGCUCGUACGCCACGGUGCGGAUGGCCCACAGCGAGCGGCACAACAUGAACGUCGCCGUCAAAAUCGUAAGCAAAUUUUCAGCACCGGCAGACUACUUGAAGAAAUUUCUACCGAGAGAGAUUGAGGUGGUGAAAGGACUCAAACACCCCAACUUGAUCCGGUUCUUGCAAGCCAUCGAAACGACCCACAGAGUGUAUAUCAUAAUGGAAUAUGCCGAAAACGGGAGUCUUUUGGAAAUAAUCCGCAAGGAUUCGUAUAUUGACGAAAUCCGGUCGCGGAAGUGGUUCCGGCAGUUGGUCGAUGCUGUGGACUACUGCCACGAGCGAGGCGUGGUCCACAGAGACAUCAAGUGCGAAAAUCUGCUCCUCAAUUUUGAAUAUGAGAUAAAACUUUCGGAUUUUGGCUUCGCCAGGGGCCAUAUGAAGAUCAAAAACGGGCAAGCGCCCUUGAGCGAGACCUUCUGCGGGAGCUACGCUUACGCCUCCCCCGAAAUUCUGAAGGGCAUCCCCUACCAGCCCCAGUUUUCCGACAUCUGGUCGAUGGGGGUCGUGCUCUUCGCCAUGGUUUACGGCCGUUUGCCCUUCGAUGACACCAAUUACCGCGAUUUGGUCAAGCAAGUCACGAACAAGGUGGUUUUCCCGAAAGAACCGAAAGUGUCGCUGAUGUGCAAGGCGUUGAUAAAUAAAAUUUUAGCGCCGCUUAAAGCCAGGAUUAGGAUUCCGGGGAUCAAGACCGAUCCUUGGUACACGUACAAUACCAACGACGGGAGCCAUGGAAGCAGGGAGCGAAAUGAUCCCGAGCGAAGCGGAAACGUCAGCACUGCGUCUAUUCCGAAGGAGACUUGAGUCGGAGGUGAUAAACCAGGGAAAUUGAAUUAAGUGUCUGGUAUAAAGUCGGUUUUAUUAUCGUUUUAUAAGACUGGCUGAUUAUAAAAUAUACAAGAAUACUUACAUUACUGA